This is a messenger RNA of Anarrhichthys ocellatus (wolf-eel), 5149 nucleotides long. RefSeq names its product RNA polymerase II elongation factor ELL. Gene Ontology annotation, biological process: snRNA transcription by RNA polymerase II; transcription elongation by RNA polymerase II; positive regulation of transcription elongation by RNA polymerase II. The transcript has 12 exons. Gene Ontology annotation, molecular function: cis-regulatory region sequence-specific DNA binding. Gene Ontology annotation, cellular component: transcription elongation factor complex. Lineage: Eukaryota; Metazoa; Chordata; Actinopteri; Perciformes; Anarhichadidae. Bases 1 to 1800 code for a protein of 599 amino acids. The record is from RefSeq and is a predicted model, not a curated record.
AUGGCAGCGCUGAGACAGGAGCAUCGGUAUGGGCUCUCCUGUGGCCAAAUCCACAAAAACACCCCGAAUCAAACUCUUUAUCACGUCAAACUCACUGACACUGCCAUCCGGACCCUCGAAGGCUACCAGAACCUGAAGGCAUCACUAUCGAAUCAGCCAGCGAUUUGCUUCAAGGGAAGCCAGGGGUAUGUUAAGAUCCCAGCGCCAACACCUGAAUCUCCUGAUGGAUUGAGAGUCUUCUCGUUCUACCUUUCCAGUGACAGCAAAGACAAGCCUCAGUCCAGCUUCGACUGCAUUCACCAGUAUGUCUCGGGGGAGGGCAGGGAACACCUGGAGGGCCAGGGCAGCAUUCAGGACAAGAUCACAGUUUGUGCCACAGAUGACUCCUACCAGACGACCCGGGAGCGCAUGUCUCAGGUGGAGAAGGACAUCUGGAGCCGCUCAGCAAUUGAGAUAAAGCCGGGGCCAAGUAAGUGCGUGAAGGUCCAGAGGAAGCAGGGUCUGGUAUCAGGCUCAGAUAGCAGCAACAAACACUCCCCCAGCAACAAGAGGAGCCUGGUUCCCAGCCCUGUGGCACACCGGCCCUUGAGGGAUCGCAUCAUUCAUCUCCUGGCCCUAAAGCCCUACAAGAAACCUGAGCUGCUACUGUGGUUGGAGAGGGAGCGAGCCAGUCCAAAGGACAAAGCUGACCUGACCUCAGUACUGGAUGAGGUUGGUAAACUGAACCCUAAAGACCACAGCUACUCUCUAAAGGAUGAGCUCUACAGACACGUCCAGAGAGAAUGGCCUGGAUAUCUAGAGGAGGAGAAGCAACUCAUCCAUAGGCUCCUGCUCAGGAAACUUCAGCCUCUCCACGGUAGCCAGUUGAAGAGUCCCCAGUCCAACCCUUCAUUCCUCAAAACUCCCGGGGACUCUCCAUCACAUCUCAGUCCUGCCAAGAAUCUCUCUGCGAAACGCCCAUUGCCCUCGGACCCAUCUAACUGUCAGACCCCCAAAAAACAAAGACUAUUAGACCAGUGUUUGCCUCUGCAUUCGCCGUCUCAUGGAGAGUACGGCACCAAUGGGGCUCGUAGCUCCUCUAGUCAUGGAAACUCGAGAGUACAGAUCAAACUGGAGUUCGACAAAACUAGCAAUCACCUCCAAGGGAGUCCAAAUGGUCUGUACUCGCCACACAAACUCAGCGGGUCAUCUACGAUUCCCAAACGGGAAAGGACAGAGCCAACUCCUACUGCACUAAGCCCUAAGCCCCCACACACUAACACGUCCAUUUGCACUGACCAACAAUUUACCAACGGCCAACAUAAAAAGAAGAGGUCCAAAAAGCACAAAGACAAAGAACGAGAGCGCUUAAAACCAGACUGGAUUGAGACGAGUCCAGACCUGAAGCAGAACCGAGAAAAUCUUAAAGACCAUGAAAGAGAGAAAACACCUGUCAAUCGAACCUCCGCAGAAGAACUGCCCGACUAUUUAAUAAAAUACAGCGCCAUAACAGCACUGGAGCAGCGGCAAGAGUAUAAAGACGACUUCUGCGCAGAGUACGAUGAAUACAGAGCUCUUCAUGAUCGGAUUGGGGCUAUUACAGAGAUGUUUGUUCAGUUGGGCUCAAAGAUCAACACUCUCUCCCCGGGAACACAAGAGUACAAGCUUAUGGAGGUCCAAAUACUACAAAAGUACCGAAAGUAUAAGAAAAAGUUCCCUGGUUAUCGGGAAGAGAAGAAGCGAUGCGAGUACCUCCAUCAGAAACUGUCGCAUAUCAAAGGCCUGAUCACAGAUUAUGACCAAGCACAGGGACUCUCCUAGUAACUGGUUUCUACCCUCAGCAGGGUGUAAUAUGACCGGACAAAAAGACUCCUAAUGGACCCAAAGACUACCCAGCUGGGUCCUGCAGUCGCUGAGACACUAUUCACUUUACUUCUCCGCGUGUAAAUGGAAUCGAGGAGCAAUGUUCUCUUUCAAAAGUGGGCUGAGACCACCGACUCGUGAUCAAAGGUUGUCCUUUAACAUUAUGGGUUUCAACUAUGAUUAUCGCUGGAUUCUGUUCUGCUGUAAAAGUGAAAGCCAAAUCCAUUUUUCUGAAAUGUAAAGCAGAUGUGAUCCUUCCUGCUUGAUUUGAUUUUUAAUCUAUCCUUUAUCUCGUCAGAACUAAGAAAAAAUGUGUUGAUUUAUAUUAAAAAACAGAGUAUAUAAUUGAUGGUACAAUCAAUCUUAGGUUGAAGCAAAUGCUACUAAAGUCUUUAUAUUUAACAAACAGAGGAAUCUGUUUAAAUGCUGUUUGCUGACAGAAAGUCAACACCCUGAAUCGCAUUAAUUAUUCAUUUGUAACAGUAAUAAGAUCACAUAUUGACAAAGAUAAGGUCACUCCAUUAACAAUGUAUCUCCCUUCAGACCACAUGCUUACAAAAUGUUAGCGGCCAUAAAAAAAAAGAAAUAUAUAUAUAUAUAUAUAUAUUCUUGCAGGACCGGGACCGUACAACAUGUGUCUCAAUCUAUCACAAGUUUAAAGCAUUAUAUGCAAAGUUCUUUGGGCAUAAGGAAUUUCACCAUGUAGCUUUCUGCCAACGUCCUGUGUCAUUUCGAAGGAAUGUUGGAAUGCCACAAAACCACUCCUCCCAGUACCUGAAUGCUGGUUUCAAGAUGGUGCUUCAGCACAUCUAGUGUUAGAUUCACCCACAUGUAGCCUACCACAAACUGCCUUUUCAUUAUCAACUCUCUCAAGUGUUCUGGUUACAGGUUUGUAAGUAAUCAUGCGUUAUUUACGCUGUAGAUGAAUGACUACAAGCUCUGUGAAACAUAACUUUGUACUCUACAUGCAGUUCAAAAAGCUUACGGGGCAUUUUAUCGUGUUAAUCGAGCUGUCCACAUUGAUUUACUAUGAUUUUGCUUUGGUUGAAGUAUUUAGAUAGAUUGCAAUAGAGAUGCCUUUAACAAAUUGGCCCGUACAAUUUGUCGUCGGUCACUCAGUUCAUACCACUUUGGUUCACUUCGGUGUAAAGAGCAGGCGGACCUCUAGAGGCUGCUAGCGGGUCUGUUAGACUCAUUUUAGGCUUUCUGUCCCAAGGCAGGUACAUCUGAAUAACCACAAACUGUGCUUUUAUUUCACCUUAUAAUUAGCUGUAGCCUGAAGUAGACAAUAUAGAUCAAAUGUCAGUGUUCUCUGUUCUCUCUCUGUCGUUUGCAUCGAUGUAGCUGCACUCACAACUGUCUUAAUGAUGGCUUAAAAUGAGAGAAUGAAGCUAAUAUUUGCCUUAACAUGUACGUCAGACAUUUCCAAGAUUACGCCAUCCCUGUUCAGACAUGUUCUUGGUUCAACCUGCAAUUCACAGCAUUCUCAGACCUUUUCUGUAAAUGUAUUUAAGUUUGAAGGAAUUUCAGUUCCUGGAUAGUUGUUACUGGAUAGCUGUUGUUUUGUCUGUGUCGUUCUUGUUUUCUUUUCCAUGUGUAUGUCUUAAUUAUUUUCUAUUUCUGUCAAAUAAUCAUGAACUGUUAAGGGAUACAAUUCAAUGUCCAAUCCUGGCAAACACCACUAUCAAAAGAAAGAAUAAUUGCAGAAAUAUCUACAGAAUAAUGUGCUCUGCAAUGAAAAUACUUAGUGGGCUUAUUGUCAAAUACUUAGCGGCUCUUUUGCAAAAUGUAAAUGUACUUUUUUUUUUACUUUUUACAUUUGAUAGGUUACUUCUGGUAUGUUUGAAGGAGUUGAGACUAGCAACAGUUGCUGUUUCUUGGCACAUAUGAACAAUUCAAGGAAAGAAAUAUUUAUUAGCACUGACUAUUGGAAAUAUUAGAAUUGUGAGCCCAGAUUUUGAGCUUUAAAUAUCAAAGCUAGGCUUCUUAAAGCGCGAGUACAGCUACAAAAAUCUUUUUGUUUUUUGUGGGCUGUUUGAAUCUCUUCUCAGGACAAGAGGUCACCCUAUUUUACAAAUCGUUUGUUCAAUAUGCAUUUUGAUGAGCUCAGCAAAUGUGCCACAUAGCUCCACCCAACUGGAGGAAAGGUCUGAUCAGUCAUAAUGACUGAAAAGAACAGUGUUUUGUUCUGGUACUGGAUCUGGACAUUCAUGUGGAAUGGUUGAAAUUAUGUUAAAAAAAGACAAGAUCACAAUGCCUGCUCAGAUAUACAAAAUUUCUCACUCAAAACAGAAAGGUACAGAAACAGUGUUUUGAUGGUGACGAGAUGGAAACGUCCACAUAUCACCAUGAAGACCGUGAGACCUUAAAGUACUAAUGAUUUACUGAACCGAUUCUUAAGGGCUUCCCAUGCACCACUUAAGUAGCAUUGGUCAAUUGUAAAACACAUCAAACAAAAUGCAUCAUGGGCAAAAUAUCAGUGUAGUCAGUAUGUAUGAAGAUGAUGGUACCAUUCAUGUUGACAUAAUGUUUUGGGGGAACCAGACCCUCGGUGUAAGGGGCCUCUCAAGUGCUAACUGUGGUUUUUUUUUUACUAUUGCAGGAGCCAACUACUGAUGGUGCCUUUUUCAUUCAAAGAGCAGACACUCUGCAUGUAACUAUCAUUGGUAUUCUGGAAACAAAAAAUAACUCGGGCCAGCAGUAUUUACACAUCUGUAGUUUCACACUGUUGCCAAUGUUCAAAGUGCUUUGGUCGUCGUUUUUUGAUUAAGUUGAUAUCAGAUGCCUUUAAAAUGUAUAAAGUGUAUUGGCACUGACAUUUUCCAGCAUUUUAGAAAUGCAAGGUUUUCCAGGACACCAAUUUAACUAAUGUAAUGUAAUGUAAGCUAUGUGCAUACAAGUAUAUUUGGAAGAAGGACCUGGAUUUUGUUUGCAUUUUCAUUUCCAGUCCAGCAAACUAAUACCGGUGCAUUUAACUGGUGUGUUGAUACUGGGAACACAAUGUCUCAAUGGAAAUCUGAAAUCAGAUAUGUUGCCUAUUAUGAAUCACUGCCAUUGAUCUACCUAGGAGAACAAAUUAGUUUAUUUAUUGCUUUGUAUGCGUUUGUCUUUUUAUGGGAUUCAUCUUUGCAUAGUUCAUUCUUUUCAGCAAAACUUAAAGUAUGGUGAAAGGGAAAUGGAAUAUAUUUUUGAAAUUUUUGAUGGCGGAUGCUUUAUCACAAUGCCAUCCUCUUGAGAAAAGCUUUCAGAAAAAAAAGGUGUAUUGUUGUCUCAGUCUAAAUGAAAAAUAAAGCUCUUUUGAAUUCAA